AUGAACCCCGCAAGGCUAUCAUUGACAACGCUGCGCGUCGCAGUCAGAAGCUCGAAUCGUCAUAUCCAACGUCGAGGACUCGCUACUCUCUCAAGCGAGCCGGUCAAUGUUGUCGCCGAACCAAAGCCGUCUUCCUUCUCACCCCUCCAAGAUGCGCUUGCUGCGAAAGAAUCCAGGAACAAUUGGACAAAGGCCGAGAUUGAGAGCAUAUACAACACAGGCGCACUAGAGUUAGCCUUCGCUGCUGCAACAAUCCACCGCCGAUUCCACAACCCAUCCUCAAUCCAGAUGUGCACGCUCAUGAAUAUCAAAACCGGUGGCUGCAGUGAAGAUUGCUCAUACUGUUCCCAAUCUUCCCGGUACGACACGGGCCUCAAGGCCACUAAACUCUCCAACGUCGAGGCGGUCCUCGAGGCCGCCAAGAUUGCUAAAGCAAAUGGUAGCACCCGGUUUUGCAUGGGCGCAGCAUGGAGAGACAUGCGAGGUCGUAAGACGAAUUUGAAGAGAAUUAAGGAGAUGGUUUCUGGUGUUAGGGCGAUGGACAUGGAGGUGUGUGUUACGUUAGGAAUGAUUGAUGAUGAACAGGCGAAGGAGUUGAAGGAGGCUGGGUUAACAGCUUACAACCAUAAUAUCGAUACCUCGAGGGAGCACUAUCCUAAGGGAACGCCUCUUGGUGAUACCAAGCCGCUGCCAUUCACGUCGAUUCUGAAGACGAUAUCAACUGCUCGUUGUAUCAUGCCAACCAGUAUCAUCAGAUUAGCUGCUGGUAGAAUAACGAUGUCCGAAGAACAACAAGCGCUGUGCUUUAUGGCUGGAGCCAAUGCGAUAUUCACUGGCGAGAGGAUGUUGACUACCGACUGUAGCGGCUGGGAUGAAGAUAAGGCUAUGUUUGAUAGGUGGGGCCUUCGUCCGAUGAGGAGCUUCGUGAAGGACGAAAUCACGGCACCGUAA
Molecule: messenger RNA, 951 nt
Organism: Morchella importuna
Lineage: Eukaryota; Fungi; Ascomycota; Pezizomycetes; Pezizales; Morchellaceae
Exons: 3
Coding region: 1-951 (316 amino acids)
Biological process (GO): biotin biosynthetic process
Cellular component (GO): mitochondrion
Molecular function (GO): biotin synthase activity; 2 iron, 2 sulfur cluster binding
Source: RefSeq, a predicted model, not a curated record